AUGCUGUCUGCAAUUGUCUUCGCGUUUCGGUUGGAAUCCCCGUUCUUUGACAAGGACAAUAGUGGGAAACUGGACAAUACUGAGCUGGAUGCUGCCUUGGCUAUGGUGACUACCAAGAUCCCCGGGUGCCCCACCCUGCCCGCCUCUGUGUCUAAGAGCAUCAUGGCUAAAAUCGACAUCAACAAGGAUGGCAGCUGCACCAAGGAAGAAUUCCACGAGUUCACAAAGCAAUAUCUGCAUCAGGCAAAGAAGCAAGAGUCUGUUGAGGAACAAAAAGCGUAA
Messenger RNA from Sphaeroforma arctica JP610, 282 nucleotides. RefSeq lists its product as hypothetical. The coding region runs from base 1 to 282 and encodes 93 amino acids. Gene Ontology annotation, molecular function: calcium ion binding. The transcript has 3 exons. The record is from RefSeq and is a predicted model, not a curated record. NCBI's taxonomy places the organism in Eukaryota, Ichthyosporea, Ichthyophonida.